UCAAUCUUCUAUUCAACAAGCCACAUCAUCUUCGUCGGUUCAAAAGUCUACUAAUUCGAAGCAUUUUCAUUCUACUCGUUCAAAUGUUGAACAACUAAUAGAAGAAAAUAUAAAACUUAAGAAUGAAAAUGCUUUAUUAAAGUCACAAAUUUCAGUAGCAAAUGAAGAACUAAAUACUUACAAAAAUCCUGGGACGUCCUCUCUACGUUCGGUUCUUAAGUACCCGGUUCCUCGCAUUCCAACAGAAAGUUCACAGUCAACUACAGAAGACCAGACCGGGUCUGAUCUACCUUCUCCUAGGAAAAAAAGAAAGACACUUCCAUUUUCUCGGCUCCUCACUAGUAAAGAAAGUUGGCGCCAAUUAGAAGAAGUGAACAGGGAAGUGGAACGUAAAGCCGACGAAGUGAGACAAAAAAAGGAGCUAGCAGCCCAAAAAAAGGAGAUAGCAGCACAAAAGAAAGCUGAACGGGAACUUCGUUUGGCACAAAAAAACAAAAAAAGAGUGCAAAAGACUCUUGGAAAGCAGAAAGGUCUUUAA
Molecule: messenger RNA, 538 nt
Organism: Racocetra fulgida
Lineage: Eukaryota; Fungi; Glomeromycota; Glomeromycetes; Diversisporales; Gigasporaceae
Source: the annotation of a GenBank genome assembly